This is a messenger RNA of Saccostrea cuccullata (small rock oyster), 730 nucleotides long. Its product is annotated as cerebellin-3-like. The transcript has 2 exons. The record is from RefSeq and is a predicted model, not a curated record. Gene Ontology annotation, molecular function: protein binding. Bases 15 to 614 code for a protein of 199 amino acids. NCBI's taxonomy places the organism in Eukaryota, Metazoa, Mollusca, Bivalvia, Ostreida, Ostreidae.
CUGAAAAAAGAGACAUGUUGCAUAAGGUUUUGUAUUUGAGUUUCUACUUCAUUAUUAUAGCAAUUCCCAAUACAAAAAAUCAGAUUUUGUACAAGUUUAAAGAAGAAAAUAGUGGUUUUGAGAGAAAGAUGAGGAAGCUAGAAAGAGAUAUAUUGAGACUACAAGAGAAAAUGGUUCUUCUCACCGAAGAGAGUCAAUUGAAUGAGAAAGCUGUGACCUUUUCAGCAACUGCAGACGAUAAUGUUAGUCAAACAAUCACUAGAGGAGGGGAGGUAAUUAUCUUAAAAAGGGUACUGAAUAACGUAGGAGGCGGAUACGAUUCUGAAACAGGAGUAUUCACGGCGCCAGUGGCUGGAAAUUACGCCUUUUUCUUCUCUGUCGAAGUGACACGUAAAAAAAGACUGAAGAUAUUUCUAUAUGUCAAUAAUAAUCAUGUGGCUGAAGCAAUAGCGGGAGUAAAUGAAGAAUAUUUCGAUACGGGAAGCAAUAUGGUGACUCUCUCAUUGCAGAAAAAUGACCGAGUGUGCAUUAAGUCACAUCCAAAUAAUGCCGAGAUGGUCGAUAUUCAGUACUGUGGAAACAGCUUUACUGGAUUUUUACUUUCUCCGAAAUAGAAUUAUGUAUUAACUAUGGAUAGCUUGGUUUCUUAGGAAUCAAGACUUUCAAAACGUUUUUUUCUUCAGUGUUACAAUAUAUCGUGUAAUUAAGAAAUGUCUUUCAUGAAUAAAUA